Messenger RNA from Cajanus cajan (pigeon pea), 1111 nucleotides. Its product is annotated as fatty acid amide hydrolase. Lineage: Eukaryota; Viridiplantae; Streptophyta; Magnoliopsida; Fabales; Fabaceae. The record is from RefSeq and is a predicted model, not a curated record.
UUAUGAAGACAAGUUUUUUUGAUGAGCGGAGGGAGGUCUGAGACAUUUACGUGUAGAGAAAAGGGUCUCUCUGAGACACUCACUCAUUAAAGGAGCUCUGCAACUCUGUCAGCCUCAUCGGUGUGGUGGCCGCGACCGUCGAACUCAAACACCUCCCCUCCGGCAAGGUGGUGGCGUGGACCCGCCUCUCUGUCAAGAAGAACGCCACGCAAGUGUCCUCCAUAAGCCUCACUUUCUGGGACGAAGAAGAUUAAGGGAUAUAGGAGUUGAAUCCAGAAGCUAAAAGGUAUGGAUCAUCCGAGUUUCGAGAUCUUCAACAAUGGGGAAAAAGCGUGCGAUGACGCCGGCGGAGGAUGUUGACUUGUCCUCCAUCAAGUACGAACGAGAGGUUGUGCAAGCUCCACAUUUGACUGGAUUUGUAUUUAGAUUCUUUGUGAGGAUACUCGAAGCUCCGCUGAUAGGCCCUAUCAUAAUAAAUUAUUUGAAGAAACAAAAUAAAAUUAACCAAGUUUGUUUAUUGCAGUACACUGUGAUACCUGAGGAACCCAUGUUCAAACCUGAAUAUCCACCUCAAGGGGAAGAAUAUGCCAAGGAUGGAGAAAGGAAAGGUUUGGGUGGAAUUUGCAGGUCGAUUGGAAGGGUCGGUUUAACAAUUCAGGAGCAAUAUAUCUUACAGUUCUCCUUGCAACCAGCAUUGAUAUAGUACUUUUUUCUCUUGGACAUAUUUUAGCAAGCACAAAAUUUACCCAACCAAGUUCUAAGCUAAUUUGUAUAAGUUCUCUCGUGUAACUUCUUCAUACACUUGUUUUUAAUUUAUACAUAAGUUAAUUUAAACUUACGGAGAAGUUUAUUUCAUUUUUUUUCCUAAAAGAAUUUUUGGAUAAGUUUAUGGAACGAGAGAAUUAGUAUUGCAUAAUAGAUGUUGGCAAUGUGAAGUAUGUUAGCUUGCAUUGGAGGUGGCAGUGACUAACCGAAUGACGGAAUAUCUAGAAAAUUGGUAGGUAAUAUAUUGCCAUAGGCUGCUGUAAUGCACAAGUGAGGGUGCAAAGCUUUUAAAUUUGACAAGAAAGUAUCCUACAGUGAUUAAUUAAUUUUAUAAUUUUAAACAUGA